AUGUCAUCGUCUGAUACUGGAACUUCGGGCCAGAAACGACAGCGCGUGAGCCGCGCAUGCGAUUUAUGCCGUCGCAAAAAGAUCAAGUGCGAUGGAGGAACACCUAUAUGUGGCAACUGUCAAGCCUUCAACUUGGAGUGUAGCUACAAGGAUAUGACAAAAAAGCGAGGACCUCCAAAAGGAUACAUCGAGGCUGUUGAAAGCCGUUUGCACAAGCUGGAAGCAUUUCUACGAGAUAUGGCCAAAAACGACAAUAGCGACAAGUGCAAGGAACUGUUGGAUGAGUUGAAUUCACCAUUGGAAACAGCAUCUGGGCAGAUAAUCAAUAAUCGACCUGUGCGAAGGGCCAAAGACAAUGAACCUAGCAAUAGCAACAAACAGCAGCAGCAGCCACAACAGCAACAACAACAGCAUCAGCAUCAGCAUCAACUAUCAUCCAUGUCCCCAAAAGAGUCACCGAUGUCUCUAUCGCAAAUUUGUUUUUCCGAAUCUACGAUGGCCAGCAAUAGCAGUAAUUCUUCAACUCCGGGAUCACCUGGUGACAGUAGCACAGGGCAAUUGACCAUGGAAGAGAAUGGCCAAGUACGCUAUCUCGGCAAAUCAUCUGGAUACUACCUUGUACAGAAGAGCAGAGCAUAUCAAAAUGGUGCAUUCCAUUUCUCAGGAUGGGGUCAUAAGUUCUCUACUUGUGAACGACCGCCCGUACGCAAGUCAUUGGAUCCAUAUGAAUUGCCACCAAAGGAUCUUUCUCAUCAUCUACUCAACAAGUACUUUGAGUACUUUUAUCCAUCGCUGCCAUUGUUUUACAAGAAACGGCUCACUUCUUCACUCAAUUCACCGCUCGAACCUAUUUCACCACUCUUACUCAAUGCCAUUUACGCUGUCGCUUCUCGAAUAUCACCCGAUGUGAGAACACGCUCGGAUCCCAGUGCUCCAGAUACAGCGGGUGAAAUCUUUUUUGAACGUGCUCGAAGCUUGUUGGAUGAUUACUAUGAUGUGCCACGCAUUUCAACUGUACAGGCAUUGUUGCUCUUGGCCAUACAUCAACAUGGUACAAUGAAGUACGCACGUGGUUGGUUAUACAGUGGAAUGGCCUUUCGCAUGGCUCUCGAUCUUGGUCUACACCGCAACUGUGAUCAUUGGAAUGUUCCACCAGAUGAACGUGAACGAAGGAAACGGGUCUUUUGGUGUUGUUUUAUCAUGGAUCGCCUCACCAGUGCUAUUUAUGGUCGAUCAUCAAGCUUUGAAGAACGAGAUUGCGAUGUACCUUUUCCAUCUGAGGACGACGACGACGACGAUAACAGCAAUGACGAUGAUGACAAUGUGACGGAGAAGCAGCCCAAAGUACUUGAGACCUUUGUCCAAUUCAUCAAGAUAUGUGACAUUUUAGGUCAUGUUCUACGCAAUGUUUAUUAUGCAAAAGCACGUCAUCAAGAAUCAGCUCAACAUCUUGAACACGUGUUGACCAAACUCAACCGGGAAUUGACUCACUGGUACAAUGGAUUACCACCAUCAUUACAAUACCGAUUACCAGACACUGAAUAUGGAGAGACGGGGCGAGCACCACCCUUGGCUGUAGCACAGAUAUACAUGGUUUAUUACACUACCGUUAUUCUUUUACAUCGACCUUUCAUUCCUGGGCCAGGGCAUGCUGCUGCAUCGGGAUCACCAGCAUCGCUUCCUUCGUACAAGAUUUGUAUUUCAGCAGCCAAUUCGAUUCUUGAUAUUGUCAAUGUCAUGUUGGCCGAGCAACAACUUCGUCAUGUAUUCAACUUUGCUGUGUAUUGCGUCUUUACAGCUGGUAUUGUUUUUAUCAAGAUGGCUGCUUCUGAUGAUGCUGCAAAGGCGUUUGAUGCCAAGGUCUACAUCAACAAGAUUAUGCGUGCAUUGGAUGAAAUUGAAGACACAUGGAUGAAUGCUGCUCGUUGUUGUAAUAUUCUCGGUGAAUUGGCAGGGCUACGUGAAAUCAACCUUGAGUGUGAUGAAUACGUCCCACGACGUGGAAGUCAAAGCGACCACCAACCACAACCAGCGAUUGCAGUACCCAAUUCACCAGAGCAUGAGGAUGAUAGCACAGACCCACAAGACUUUCAAGGGCGAGGGACACCUAGUAUGGAUCCAUUUGCUGCACCCAACAUGGUUCGCAACUUGCAUCAACAACCGUAUGACCCAUUUCAUACAGCGUUUUGGGGAGUACCACCGUCACUGGAUGUCCAUGAAUGGAAUAACUACUUGAACAACACCACAACUACCACUGCCACUACCACUCAAACUGAUGAUGAUCAUGACAACACAUCUCGUCCUGCUAUUUCAGCCACGCACCCACUGAUUCCGUCACAUGAAUUCUCUCCUAUGCAUCCACUACGCACACCUUUGAUCAACCAAUUCCAUUUUACACAUCAACGAGGGUCUCGAGAUAAUCCAUUAUCAUCAAUGUCUCUGGACAUGCCUUCUGAAAAUAGUGUACUACUUGGUCUACUCACGCAGUCAGAGGGUAAUCAUACACAAGAACAGGAGCAGGAAGAAAAUUGA
Lichtheimia ornata is the source of this 2532-nucleotide messenger RNA. RefSeq lists its product as uncharacterized. The record is from RefSeq and is a predicted model, not a curated record. NCBI's taxonomy places the organism in Eukaryota, Fungi, Mucoromycota, Mucoromycetes, Mucorales, Lichtheimiaceae. Gene Ontology annotation, biological process: regulation of DNA-templated transcription; DNA-templated transcription. The transcript has 3 exons. Bases 1 to 2532 code for a protein of 843 amino acids. Gene Ontology annotation, molecular function: DNA binding; DNA-binding transcription factor activity, RNA polymerase II-specific; zinc ion binding.